CCUUGAUACCUCUCUGACUCCGCGAAGGCUGGGCCAUCUACUUAACACCACCUACUCAGAGGAAAACUUCGGGUGUGCUUCAGCGCGAGAGAAAAAGCGAAGGGGCAGGCCUGACUUGCCCGAUUCCGCCCACAUUUAAUGCGCAGCCGUGGUUUCCGACGCCGUCUUGGUCCUCGGGAACGUUUCAUCGCAUCAAUCUGUUGGUGUGCUUAGACCUUUUUGUUUUCAUUUGUGUUUCCUUGGCUCUUCCGCCUUUUCCCCAAUCAGACAAAGAUGUCACACGUAGCCAAGAAACAUUCUUUGGCAGCCGAGAUCCGCGUGCAGUGAGCAAACAAACGGCAGAUAAACGGUGCUGUUUUCUGUUUGUUUCCUCUCUGUCACCAGGUCGAAAAUCACAUUACUUCUUUCCUCUCGCUAGCAAUUAUGGCGAGUUCAAUCACCACCACCACAACCAUGGUGACCAGCCGCAAGAGAUCCAAUCCUGAAACAGAGGCGAAGCUGAGCUGCGAUGCAGAGCCGGCGUCCCUUGUCAACUUCAUUGAUACCCCGCCAAGCCCCGCUGAUGUGAUCACACUACCCAAGGACGACGACGACCUCGAGGCUCUGAUUGGGAAGCUCGGCGCCCUGGCGGACGUCGUCUCCCGCAACCGCAGCCUCGCUUUGUGGACGGGGUUCGCGGCGACGCCCAACCCCAAGAGGGACCCGAUCGAUAUCGCCAAGGCGGAGGCCGACCCCCGGGAGCUCGAAAUGUUCGCCACGUUCGACCGCAACGGCCGCCGGCUACCGGAGUCGUCCGCGGCGCAGUUCGACAUCGCGAGGGACGUCAAGCCGCUGGUUCGGGAGAACGUCAAGACGGCGGCGCGGUACGAGGACAUGGCGUCGUGUGUCGACGAGGUCUUCGGUACCCGCGGCGCCACCAAGGAGAACGUUUGCUGGAUCGUCGAGAACAUGGAGGCCGUGCUGCCGCUCGUCAAGUUCCACCUGCGCGUCAAGCGCGCACGGCGGAACCUCUCGGGCGGGCUGGAGACCCUGACGAGCAACGAGCUGGCCGAGUACCAGACGGUGCGCAAGAUCCGCAGCGUCCUGGGCGUUAGGAUGCAGAAGUGCCGCGUUGGGGGCCGCUGUUCCAACAAGAGGUUAAGCGGGUAUGACGCCGUGUUGCUGAGACGGCAGAACAUCAUGUCGUGCCUUGUAAAAGGGCAGCGUGAGAGCCAGAUGAGGACGGGGGGCGUGAGGGGGGAGAAUGGGCAACUUCGCGUCAAGCGUCAACGGUGCGCGGCAUGACAAGAUCUCGUACGGUGACUGGAGGCCAGCUGUAGUAGAUAACAGUGUCAUUACCUGGCCGGCCGACAAUAUAUUCGACACUACUUUUUGUGCUUAGCAAACGGCAUUGAACAUACCACUCUACCCGGGGCAAUCCCGUACCUUGUUGUUUCGUCUUGGUGUUUCUACCGAAAUGUUCUUGGUCCAUCAUUUCACUCUGGAAGAUGUUGACGUGGUGCGGAUACUUGCUUCAUGCUAGCUGUCUGGGCCGCACCACACAUCAUUCCAGCCCUGGGAGACAGCGCUCACCUCGCACCCAAGUCAGGACAAAUCCCAUGAGCGGGACGGUCAUGGCCGUAUGCGCAUGCCUCCUGUUAAUGACGGCGCCGGCCGUGGACUAGACAGUGAAGACGACGCCACGAAGGAGCCGACGCCCUGGAUGGCCAGGGCGAGGUCAAGGCGGAUCUCGGAGUGUUUCCGGGUGGCCGCAAAUGGCGAAGGAUUCCGCACCAGUCUCGAGGGCGGAGACUGAAGGGAGCCGUUAGCUUGCGGCGUGAUGGAUGGGCGUGAACCGUCAUCUUCAUACAAUA
Colletotrichum destructivum is the source of this 1853-nucleotide messenger RNA. RefSeq lists its product as uncharacterized. NCBI's taxonomy places the organism in Eukaryota, Fungi, Ascomycota, Sordariomycetes, Glomerellales, Glomerellaceae. The coding region runs from base 424 to 1284 and encodes 286 amino acids. The transcript has a single exon. The record is from RefSeq and is a predicted model, not a curated record.